AUGAAGCUCAUACAGUAUCUGAUUAUUGGUGUGACGUUGCUGGUGUGUCUUGUGGCGCCAGUGAUGUGUCAUGCUGGGUCUUAUAUACUUUCAUUUGACGAGUCCAGCAGGGCUCUCCCCCAGAAUGUGUGGGAGAAAGCGCUUGGGUUUGCUGAUGAGCUCGGUGUGAAGAUUACACAUGAGUACUCCUUGAUCAAGGGGUUCACGCUGGAUGUGCCUGAGGAAGUUUUGCCCAAGUUGAAGAAGAAGCUGGCUGAUUUGGAACGGGACUAUGGUGUCAAAGGGCAUUUGGAAGAGGACAACUUGGUGCAUGCAUUCCAGGAACACAUUUGA
Molecule: messenger RNA, 333 nt
Organism: Nakaseomyces glabratus
Lineage: Eukaryota; Fungi; Ascomycota; Saccharomycetes; Saccharomycetales; Saccharomycetaceae
Source: RefSeq, a predicted model, not a curated record